UAUUUAGAAACAUUAAAAAGUAUAGAAUUUACAGUAGCAGUUUUAUCACACCGCAUUGAAAACAUUGUUUACAAUCAAGGAAACAAGAAAAUGUCGUACACUACUAACGAGUAAAACUUGUAAAAGAGUCCUCAUAUUACACAAACGUUUUUAGUUCCUUAAAAUCUGGGCACAUCCAACACAGAUGAUAUUGACAGAUUGAGUAUUGACAACGACAUUGACAGCCAGCUAAUUGACAGAAGAAACAAUAAAAAUUAGAAAUAAAUAAAACUCAACAAACUGUGGGAAGAAUGUUGAAAGUGUAAUUUAUUUCUUUUAAAAUUAUACCAUGGAUAAGUACGAUACAUCUCAACUAACUGAAUUCCCACGUUUCGAAUCAGAAUCAAAUCAGAGUGGUGUUACGACAUUUUUUAAUAAACUAUGGAAACUGCCUUUAUUUUCACCCAAUGAAACAUCGGAGGAUGCUGAAAAAGCAUCAAAUGAGAGGAAACAGUCGGAUGGACAGGCUGAUAAUGUUAGCAAACAGAGUUUUGAUGAUACGAAAACGGAAUCUGGUAGUUAUGCAGUCGAGUUUGAAGGCCGAAGUUUGCCUAAUGUUUUACAGAGAAUAAGCAGUUUGAUUGCGUUGGGUUCUGGGGGUGGUACAAGAUACGCGGAUACGGAGCUGGCUCGCUACUGGAUGCCGGACGAUAUUUCGCGCGAAUGCUAUGAGUGUGCGGCGCGCUUCGGAGCCUUACGGCGCCGACAUCACUGUAGAGUCUGCGGGCAGAUAUUCUGUUCACGUUGUUGCAGUCAACGAGUACCAGGUCAGAUAUUCGGCUGCGCGGGCGGGUUACGAGUAUGUACAUACUGUUGUAAUGUGGUGCUCAGUUAUCUACGUGAGAAUGACGCUGCAGGCGACAUCUCCCCUGAUUUACGCACACUGCAAGAGAACUUACAGGUGAAGUUCCCCGACAACAAGGCAGCAGAUAAGGGUGGGGACAACUUCAUGUUCGCGCGACAGCAAGAGGAGCGCCCGGAGCCCCGCGCUGACACGGAGUCCCUGCAUGAUCUGAUACGACAGCUCGCCUUCUCACUGCCGCUGCAACAGCACAGGUUUCGCCUAGUUAGAUACAACAGCGUGUGGCGCGGCUGUGACGUCAUGCAGUGGAUUAUGGACAACACCAGCAAUAAAACAAGGGCGCAGGCGGGGGCGACGUACAGCAAGCUAAUAUACUCAGAAUCGCGUCGUAGGAACUAUAGUGGAGAAGACAAGAGCAAAUCCUCGCCUUCUAGUGAAGAAGAGCAUCCGAUAUUGGAUCAAAGUGAAGGUGUGGAGAGCGUGUCGCUGUGCCGGCACGUGGAGCAGUCGGGGGCGGAGCACCUGGCGCUGCUGCUGCGGCAGUGCCUGGCGCGCGCCGCGCUGCCGCCCGCCUGGCUGCACGUGCUGCUGCCGCUCUGCCACCAGGCCGCAGACAUCAUCACCCCCGAAAAGGGACAAAAGCUGACAACAUCAAAGAAGCCAUUUUAUGGUAACGGUAAUGGUUAUCCAAUGUUGGCUGUUGUUUUGUGCAUUUAA
Molecule: messenger RNA, 1558 nt
Organism: Papilio polytes (common Mormon)
Lineage: Eukaryota; Metazoa; Arthropoda; Insecta; Lepidoptera; Papilionidae
Product: putative 1-phosphatidylinositol 3-phosphate 5-kinase
Exons: 10
Coding region: 329-1558 (409 amino acids)
Molecular function (GO): 1-phosphatidylinositol-3-phosphate 5-kinase activity; metal ion binding
Source: RefSeq, a predicted model, not a curated record